This is a messenger RNA of Rhipicephalus sanguineus (brown dog tick), 1094 nucleotides long. Its product is annotated as shematrin-like protein 1. The record is from RefSeq and is a predicted model, not a curated record. Bases 81 to 989 code for a protein of 302 amino acids. The transcript has 5 exons. Lineage: Eukaryota; Metazoa; Arthropoda; Arachnida; Ixodida; Ixodidae.
AAAUUUGCAUCUCAGGCAGUAUAAAAGAUACCUGCCCCAGGCGCAUUCUCGUCGUUUCUGUGGGAUCAAAAACGAGAAGCAUGUCACACCCGAGUACCUUGCUGGCACUCAGUGCAGUCUUCACCUUCUAUUUUUGUCUGAGCACCGUGGUUGGGUAUGGUUACCCGGAACUGCGAAAAGACCUGCAAAGAUAUCAAAACCCGACCCACUGCUAUCCCCCCAAUGGCAAGUGGAUCAUGAUGAAGAGGAACUACCCGUAUGACCCAUACUACGGCGGAAACGCUCGCUGUGUGCUCUACGACAGAGUUGGGCCGUACAGAAACUACACCAUCCCAGCGAGAUUCUCGUGGUGCCAGGACGGAUCUGGACGUGGUUGCGGAUCAGUCGUCGGUAGUUACUUACUCUCGGCAAUCCCAGGAUACUGGGCAAGAAACUUGUACAGCUUUUAUCCCAACAACGGUCACCUGGCGUGGCAACAACAUGCGAUCUACAAAGACUGCAGCACUUGCUACAUCGGACGUUAUCGUUACGCUCUUAACGGAUACGGCUGCGUGAUGUGGCGUCGCACGUCGAGUAUCAACAGGCGCACAGAUUUCUGCGACUUCAUCUUCGAGGUAUUCUGCGGAGCAGCUCCCAAGUAUCAGGUCUUCGAGCCUUCGUGCCUUCGUCUCCUAGGUGGAGCCUAUGGAGGCGGCUUUGGGGGUAGUUCUCUAGGAAGCAUUGGAGGAGGUUCUCUUGGAGGCAUUGGAGGAGGCCUUGGUGGUGGUCCUCUGGGAGGCGUUGGAGGAGAUCUUGGAGGUGGUUCUCUGGGAGUCAUUGUUGGAAUUGUUGGAGGAGGUUCUGGAGGAAGCUUUGAAGGAAGUCUCGGAGGAGGUUCUCUAGGAGGUCUUGGAGGAGGUUCUGGAGGAAGCUUCGGCGGAAGUAUCGGGGGAGGUUCCGUGGAAAGUCUGGGAGGAAGCGUUGGAGGAGAUGUUGGCACCAAGGGCUGAAUAUAACGCACUAAUUCGUACCCGACUGGCCUUUCCUUUCGUCAUAGUGUGAUCUUAUUAGAGAUGCGAGGACUAGCCUAAAUAAAAUUGUGGUCUAUCAAUAUA